This is a messenger RNA of Physcomitrium patens, 2119 nucleotides long. RefSeq names its product L-cysteine desulfhydrase. NCBI's taxonomy places the organism in Eukaryota, Viridiplantae, Streptophyta, Bryopsida, Funariales, Funariaceae. The record is from RefSeq and is a predicted model, not a curated record.
UGGGUAAGGUAUUGAGUUACAGCAGGAACGAGUCUCAGGUAUCACACGCGGCAUUAAGGUGGGCGCAAAUGCCGCUGCAGCGACCGUGGUUUCAUUCUCUAUCGCGGCAGCCCGCUAUGCCACCAAGCCGAACUGCGAAUUUUGGCAAAUUUUGUGAAUCACUCUUAUUUCCGUAGAGGUACUGACAUCUUGCUGCAAUUCGCAGUAUCGUUUGUCAAGCAAGAGACAUAGCGAAUUACAAACACAGCAAGGCCACAAUGAAGAUGAGGGACGCAAUGAUAGAGGGACGGAUUGCAAAAUGUAACGCAUGGGGAAAGGAUAUGGAGGAUGCGGAGGAGAGUGAGGAAUUGGACAUGUUGAGUAUGGAUGGUGGGAAUAUUGGAGGGGGGGGCCAGGGUUUUGAGAGACGGAGAGGGUGUGGUUUGGGGAGGGAAGCAUUAGGAGCACAAGUGGCAAAAAAAAUGCAAAUCAAGAGGGGAAUUAUUGAAGCAGUUGAUGAAGGCGGUGGGUCUCAACCACUAGCAGAACCCGCGCAUCAUGAAGCAGGAAAAGCUGAGGAGGAUGAUGAAGCGGGAUAUGGAGAGGGUAAGCGUCCACCCGGCGAGCUUUGUAACGGAGAAUCUUUGUCUCCAUCAAGAGUUUGCCAGGGCAAUUCCGCCCUUCUAAUUGCAGAGCUUCUCUCCGCAGGAAAAGCUGGAAUUCCGGGAAAAUUGCUCGAUACGGCGGAAGAUGAUGAUGCUGAAUCGAAAAGAGUAGUGGACAGGAAGAAUUUGAGCAUUUCAAUUGAGGAGGAAUUUUCACAUCACAAGCCAGGGUUAGCAAGAUUGAACAAUGGCAGCUUCGGAAGCUGUCCACAAUCUGUGUUAGCUGCACAAGAGAAUUGCUCUCGUUGUUGGUUACGCCAGCCUGAUAAAAGCUACUUUGGUCCUUUGGAGGAGGGGUUGUAUCGCGCGAGGAAAGAGGUUGCUGACCUUGUCAAUGCACCUGUUGAAGAAGUAUUUCUUCUGGAAAAUGUAACCGCAGCUGCUUCCAUGGUGGCAUUGGAUGUCAUGUGGGCUUUCGCUGAAGGUCGUUAUAAGAAGGGAGACUCAAUAUUGAUGUUGAAUUUCACAUACGGAGCUUUGAAGAAGUCUUUUCAAGCUUAUGCUGCAAGAGCUGGGGGAAGAAUCUUUCAAGUUCAGAUUCCCUUUCCAGUGUCAUCCGAGGAGCAGAUUUUGCAAGUCUUCGAAGAAGCAUUGGAGGAGGAGAGAGAGGAGAAUCCAUCAAGCAUAAUUCGCAUGGCGGUCUUCGACCACAUCGUCUCCAUGCCCACAAUGAUACUCCCAAUACGGCAACUUAUAAAGCUCUGUCGCAGCUAUGGUGUAGAGAACAUUUUCAUUGAUGGAGCACACGGCAUUGGAAACCUUGAAUUGAACCUGACAGAACUUGACGCUGAUUAUUACACGAGCAACCUGCACAAGUGGAUGUUUGCACCCACCACCGCUGCUUUUGUUCAUUGCAAAGCGAAGCACCUUGGUCGGCUGCAUCACCCGAUUGUCUCACAUUUGUAUGGUGUUGGAAUUGCGGCUGAAUGCUCGUGGUUAGGCACCCGGGAUUACAGCCCUCUUCUCGCAGUUCCAGCAGCAAUUAAGUUUGUGAUUGACGUAGCUGGUAGUAUCGAGAACUAUAGCAAAUUUAAUCACUGCAAGGUUGUAGCAAUGGCGGAGAUGCUCGCGAGUUCGUGGGGUACAUUCUUGGGCACACCACCGGAGAUGUGUGCGGCGAUGGCUAUGGUUGCUCUGCCCCCUGCCUUGAACAUCCAUUCGCAGGUGGAUUUAUUAGCUCUGCGAAGGCGUAUCCGAGAAGAGUAUCAGGUGGACGUGCAUCUGUACUAUGCAGGAAGUUUAGCGCCAGCCAAUAUUGACGAUGCGUCUCAAGGAAGGACGAGGACCACCGCUUACGUGCGUAUAUCCCAUCAAAUUUAUAACAACAGUGACGAGUAUAUAAAGCUGAGAGAUGUUGUCAAUGACAUUGCACGUAAAAGUUAGUCAUACCUCUGACACUGCACUGUAAACUUCGUCAAACUUUUUCUGUAAAUAAGAAAUUCAAAAAUUAAUCCUGUGGGUUCCAUUCUCUCCUA